AUGUCUAUGAUGGGUAAGAUGAAAUAUUUUCUUGGACUUCAAAUUAAGAAAAUAAAGAAUGGCAUCUUCAUAAACCAAUCCAAGCAUUGUAAAGAGUUGUUGGAAAGAUUUGAUAUGGAUAAUUACAAAGUGAUGGCUACUCCAAUGGGUUCUGAGACGUAUGUAGAUCAAGAUGAAUUCGGUGUUUCAAUUGAUAUCACUAAAUAUCGAGGUAUGAUUGGUUCAUUAUUAUAUUUGAUGGCAAGUCGUUCUGACAUUAUGUUUAGCGUUUGUCUUUGUGCACUCUUUCAAGCAAAUGCAAAGGAAUCUCACUUCACUGCCGUAAAGAGGAUCAUGAAGUAUCUGAAAGGAACAACAAAUGUUGGAUUUUGGUAUACCAAAGGUAGUAUAUAUGAUUUAGUUGGUUAUUCUGACCCGGAUUAUACAGGUUGUAAAAAUGAUCGCAAAACCACAACUGGAACAUGCCACAUCCUAGGAAAUGCUUUAGUGUCAUGGUCUUGUAAGAAACAAGCGUGUGUUGCUCUUAGUAAGACAAAAGCAGAAUACAUAGCAGUAGGAAGUUGUUGUGCUCAUAUUUUAUGGCUAAAACAAUAA
This is a messenger RNA of Lathyrus oleraceus (garden pea), 594 nucleotides long. RefSeq names its product secreted RxLR effector protein 161-like. The transcript has a single exon. The coding region runs from base 1 to 594 and encodes 197 amino acids. Lineage: Eukaryota; Viridiplantae; Streptophyta; Magnoliopsida; Fabales; Fabaceae. The record is from RefSeq and is a predicted model, not a curated record.